Molecule: messenger RNA, 1320 nt
Organism: Aspergillus terreus NIH2624
Lineage: Eukaryota; Fungi; Ascomycota; Eurotiomycetes; Eurotiales; Aspergillaceae
Product: acyl-CoA dehydrogenase
Exons: 3
Coding region: 1-1320 (439 amino acids)
Cellular component (GO): mitochondrion
Molecular function (GO): acyl-CoA dehydrogenase activity; flavin adenine dinucleotide binding
Source: RefSeq, a predicted model, not a curated record
AUGGCGUCUAUCACCCGCGCGUUGCGGCCUCUGUCCCGCACUGCUUCGACCUCCUUCCGCUUGGCCGCCAGACGGUCACUGCCUCACCGUUUCACCCCCAGCACCACCCAUGCAUUCUCGACCACCUCCCGCCGGCGGGAUGUCGACCUGUCCAGCCUGACCCCGACGCCGAUCACGCUUCUGUCGGAGACGGAGUCGCUCAUGGCGGAGACGGUGUCCAAGUUCGCACAGGAGCAGAUCGGACCGAAGGUGCGCGAGAUGGACGAGGCGGAGACGAUGGACCCGGCAAUCGUGGAGCAGCUGUUCGAGCAGGGUCUGAUGGGCAUCGAGAUCCCGGAGGAGUUCGGCGGCGCCGGGAUGAACUUCACGGCGGGCAUCGUGGCAAUUGAGGAGCUGGCGCGCAUCGACCCCAGCGUCAGCGUGCUGGUCGACGUGCACAACACGCUCGUCAACACCGCGUUCCUGAAGUACGGCGAUGCCCAGGUCAAGCGCACGUGGCUGCCGCAGCUGGCCACCGGCACCGUCGGCUCGUUCUGUUUGUCCGAGCCGGCGUCCGGCUCCGAUGCCUUCGCCCUGCAGACUAAGGCCGAGAAGACCGCCGACGGCUACAAAAUCAACGGCUCCAAGAUGUGGAUCACUAACUCCAUGGAGGCCGGCGUGUUCAUUGUCUUCGCCAACCUCAACCCCAGCGCCGGGUACAAGGGUAUCACCGCCUUCAUCGUCGAGAAGGACACCCCCGGCUUCUCUAUCGCCAAGAAGGAGAAGAAGCUGGGCAUCCGCGCCAGCAGCACCUGCGUGCUCAACUUCGACGACGUCGUCAUCCCCAAGGCCAACCUUCUGGGCGAGGAGGGCCAGGGCUACAAGUACGCCAUUAACCUUCUUAACGAGGGGCGCAUCGGUAUUGCCGCCCAGAUGACCGGUCUAGCGCUUGGUGCGUGGGAGAAUGCCGCAAGCUAUGUCUGGAACGACCGUAAGCAGUUCGGCCAGCUUAUUGGAAACUUCCAAGGCAUGCAGCACCAAAUUGCCCAGGCCUACACGGAGAUUGCUGCCGCUCGCGCCCUUGUCUACAACGCCGCGCGCAAGAAGGAGGCUGGCCAGGACUUCGUCCAAGACGCCGCCAUGGCCAAGCUCUACGCCUCCCAGGUUGCCGGCCGGGUGGCCAGCUCGGCCGUCGAGUGGAUGGGUGGCAUGGGCUUCGUGCGUGAGGGCAUUGCCGAGAAGAUGUUCCGCGACAGCAAGAUCGGCGCUAUCUACGAGGGAACCAGCAACAUCCAGCUGCAAACCAUUGCCAAGCUUCUCCAGAAGCAGUACACCCGGUGA